Molecule: messenger RNA, 796 nt
Organism: Eurytemora carolleeae
Lineage: Eukaryota; Metazoa; Arthropoda; Copepoda; Calanoida; Temoridae
Exons: 5
Coding region: 58-681 (207 amino acids)
Source: RefSeq, a predicted model, not a curated record
AGGAAUAAAAUAUGGAAUCUGCAAAUAUACACAAAUUAAGGAAACUCUUUAAGAAGAAUGUGGCAAACAAAUAGUUAUGUAUCAGAACAGCAGUUGUAUGAUCAAUCAACGAUAGGAUUCCAAUCAUUUCCAGCGCCAUCAAAUUCAUAUUUAAACUCUUCAAACUCAUCUUCUCCGACAAAAUCAUCAUCAUCAUCAUCUGAUGUCAACUAUACAGGUUGGACAAAUGGGCCAAACUCCUGGGACCAUCAAAAUGGUUGGAACACUAAUUAUAGAGCACCCAGUAGAUCAUCAUUAGCAACCCUGCAGAUACAAGAUGAUGAUGUGGAACUCCCCAGGGAUAUUAUUGAAGGAAUUGAUCGAAUAAUAUCAAUUACAGGAUUUGAUUUCAAAUCUCAUAAUUCCGGGAACUCUGGGGAAAGGAAGGAAGAAGAAGAAAGGUCAGAAAGUACAAGUUCUAGUCCAAACAAGUGCGCUGGGAAGAGUAUGAAAGGUUGGCUCGGGAACAUAAUGUUCCAAGAUUUGAACGGAGAAAACUCAAAAGAAAUAGGGCGGAUAACAUCAAAGAAAAUUAAUAAGGGAAAAGUUGAUUGGAGUGGAGUUGUAGAACAAGUAUUUAAUGAUGAAUUUGACUCAAGAACAACAGUGGGAAAAAGAUUAAACUCAAAUUUUAGUAUUUAAUGAUGAAUUCGACUCCAGAACAACAUGAAACUCAAGUUUUAGAGCUUUUACAUUUUUACUUUUUUUUAUCGAUUUUUUGAUGCAAAAAUGUAGUCGUGAUGAAUCUCAGAUUGUA